Molecule: messenger RNA, 1155 nt
Organism: Syzygium oleosum
Lineage: Eukaryota; Viridiplantae; Streptophyta; Magnoliopsida; Myrtales; Myrtaceae
Product: syntaxin-71-like
Exons: 9
Coding region: 138-935 (265 amino acids)
Biological process (GO): intracellular protein transport; vesicle fusion
Cellular component (GO): endomembrane system; membrane; SNARE complex
Molecular function (GO): SNAP receptor activity; SNARE binding
Source: RefSeq, a predicted model, not a curated record
UCGCUCGCUCCACCACCGUCGUCGUCACGACGUCGUCAAAUCUCUCUCUCUCUCUCUCUUUCCUCUGCGUCUUCUCGCUCCUGCUCUUCACUGACGCACUCGGCAUCUCCGGGAGGGACACACCGGGGAAAAAAAGGAUGAGCGUGAUCGACAUCUUGACUCGAGUGGACUCGAUCUGCAAGAAGUACGACAAGUACGACGUCGAGAAGCUCAAGGACUCCAAUGUCUCCGGCGAGGACCCCUUCGCCCGCCUCUACGCCGCCGUCGCCUCCGACAUCGACGCCGCCGAGCAGAAAGUGGAGGCCGCUUCCAACGAGAAAAACAGGGCGUCCGCGGUUGCUCUGAAUGCGGAGAUACGGCGAACCAAGGCCCGGUUGCUCGAGGAAGUGCCUAAGCUGCAGAGAUUGGCUAUGAAGAAGGUUAAAGGACUUUCAUCUGAAGAAUUUGCUGCUCGUAAUGAUUUAGUCCUUGCACUACCGGAUAGAAUUCAGAGCAUACCAGAUGGAACUGCACCUGCACCUAAAAAAGCUGGAGGUUGGACACCUUCUGCAUCACGUGCGGAAAUAAAGUUUGAUUCAGAUGGAAGAAUGGACAGUGACUAUUUCCAACAAUCCGAAGAGUCAAGUCAAUUUAGGCAAGAGUAUGAAAUGCGGAAACUGAAGCAGGAUCAAGGUCUGGAUGUGAUAGCUGAGGGUUUGGAUACAUUGAAAAAUAUGGCUCAUGAUAUGAAUGAGGAAUUGGACAGGCAGGUUCCUUUGAUGGAUGAGAUUGACUCCAAGGUGGACAAGGCAGCUUCAGACUUAAAAAAUACAAACGUCAGGCUUAAGGAUACUGUUAAUCAGCUGAGGUCUAGCCGGAAUUUCUGUAUCGAUAUAGUUCUUUUGUGUAUAAUUCUGGGUAUUGCUGCCUAUUUGUACAAUGUAUUGAAAAACUGAAAGCGGCACCUUCCUAAAGAGUUGGGUUUUCUGCUUGUUUGGUACUUUGAGGACUUCUUGUGGUGCUUGUAUUGAUUCUUUUCUCAUUGUAUAUCUGUGGUGCUCUCCCCCCUGACUCAGCAAAGGAAUUGCUAUUUCAUGAGACAAAAUUGUAGAAGCUAUCGAAAUUAUUUUCUGUCGUGUAUACCUUUUCAUUUUAUGGCUCGCCGAUGUUUUAACA